AUGAGCAUACCGUUAGGCCAGCCACAGGCCCUAUCCAAUUGGAAAUCUGGCCUGAAGUUAAUAUACAAUACCAGCAAAUUAUGGCUUGUUCUGAUAUGGACUGGUGUGCUUGUUGGUGUUCUUGCAGCCGGAAUUGAUAUUGUUUCACAAUGGUUAGGAUCCUUGAAGUUUGGAAGAUGUGAAACGGCAUUCUAUCUUAGUGAAUCAUUUUGCUGUUGGGGUGGCAAUACCUUUGCCAGCGAUACAUGUGACUUAUGGAUCCCAUGGGCUCCAAGGAGUUAUGCUCUGCGAUAUCUGGUUUAUGCUUGUUUAACGGUAUUGUUUGCAGUUAUCGCCAGUGUCCUGGUUAGUGAAUAUGCUGUCACUGCUCGUCUAAGUGGCAUUCCUGAGCUUAAAAUGAUCAUAGAUGGCGCUUCCAAGCCAGGAUUUUUAUCUGCCAGAACACUUUUAAUAAAGACAUUGGGACUGUGUUUAAUUGUAGGUUCCGGUCUAUGGGCUGGUAAGGAGGGGCCAUUAGUACAUGUGGCAUCAUGCUGUGCGUAUCUGACCAUGACAGCCUUGUUUCCACCGGGUAGCGAAGCUGAUGAAGAAAAGUACCAUGAUAGCAGUUUUAGACAAGUAUCUACUGGAAUUUCUACAGGUACUGGUGCGGAUAAUGGUGAAACUAUUAACCGUAGGUCUGAAUCAAGUGCUGACCUUGAGUUUGAUAUGAACAUUGAUUCUGAAGGGGAAAUGAGUACUAGACCUGGCUCGAAUCCCCGAACAAGUGAUGACUCUGUUCUCACGCCACCUUCGUCUAGUUCGAGAGGAUCCGGUGUUAAGAGACUUCGAGAAAUUCUUCCUGCUGCAUCUGCAGCAGGUAUUUCAGUAGCAUUUGGUGCCCCAAUUGGUGGUGUCUUAUUUUCACUUGAAGCUAUAUCCUGCUACUACUCAAACGAUUCUCGAAUCCUUUGGCACAGCUUUGUAUGUGCCAUGGUUGCAGCAGUGUCUCUUCAAUAUAUGAAUCCGUUCAGAACUGGCAAAUUGGUUCUGUUCCAAGUUGUUUAUGAUAGGAUCUGGCACAGAUUUGAGCUCUUACCAUUUGCAUUUAUUGGUGUAUUGGGUGGUCUUUAUGGAGCUGCUGUGAUUAAACUUAAUAUGAGGUUUGCAAUUUGGCGAAAUGAAUGGCCAUUGUUAUCGACUAUUCCACCUGCUGUCGAAGUAGCAUCUGUUGCGCUUAUUACGGGCAUUAUUUCUUAUCCAGUUUUCUAUAUGAGAUUACAACCCUCAUUACUUCUGUCUUAUUUAUUUCAAGAAUGUUCUCCAAGCAUGCCUGGACACUUGUGUGAUGUCAAUUAUUGGUUUAGUACAUUUUUAUUGUUGGUUUUUUCCGCAGUGGUGGGUCUGGUGCUAACGGCAUACACAUUUGGCAUCAAUAUACCUGCUGGUACAUUGAUGCCGUCAAUGGUAGUGGGAGCACUCGGUGGUCGUUCCGUUGGACUUCUCAUGCAAGCAUGGCAAGCCAAAAAUCCUGAUCUGUUUCUAUUCUCGACCUGUCCUCCAAAUGAUGGAAGUGGUGGUGUAUGCAUAACACCAGGUGUGUAUGCUGUUGUUGGAGCUGCCGCUGCAUUGACAGGCGUCACUCGUUUGACUGUUUCUUCUGUGGUCAUUUUAUUUGAACUUACAGGAGCUUUAACUUAUGUUUUGCCUAUAAUGUCUGGUGUUAUGGUGUCCAAAUGGGUCGCAGAGGCAUUCGAACGCAAGGGGAUUUAUGAGGCAUGGAUUACGAACCAUUGGAACUACCCUUUAUUAGAUAACAGCCGCAAUAUUCCGAUCCCUGAUGUUCCAGCGUCCAAUUAUAUGGUCGGCAUGGAUGAACUGCCUGUUAUUGUUGUAAAUCAACGGCCCAAUGUUCAGGCAAUGUAUGAACUGUUAUCUUCUACACCGACCUUGAAUGGCUAUACCGCACUAACUACUCUACCAUCUUUCCCCAUAAUCGAUAACCUUCAACAGCGAAAUAUUCUGGGUCUCAUUGCGAGAGAAGACCUGGAGGAAGCAAUAAAGGGAUAUGGCUCAACUGACUUGACACAAUGCUACUUCGUAGACGUGGUACCAGAACACCCAGGGGGUCUAUUACCAUCUGGUCUAGAUUUACGUCCUCUGGUGGACCGGUUCCCCUCACGUCUAUCUUACAGAGCACAAGUACUGCUUGCUGUGAAAAUGUUCCAAGAGCUUGGUCUUAAUUGUCUCCUGUUGACAAAUCGUGGUAAGCUCUUUGGAGCAAUCACAAAACGGCAGAUCUGGAGACUCUUGUCAAUCUCGGAAUAUGAGAUCCUGUCACAGCCGAGACGCAGGUCGUCCACCAGGCAAUCCAUUCCUCAGUCUUCUGAGAGCUCGCCAUACCAUAGUGGUGAAGACAGAGGUCUGCUAGAGGGGAAUAGCUUUACACUAUAG
Messenger RNA from Sugiyamaella lignohabitans, 2433 nucleotides. It is a transcript of the gene GEF1, whose product is annotated as Gef1p. NCBI's taxonomy places the organism in Eukaryota, Fungi, Ascomycota, Dipodascomycetes, Dipodascales, Trichomonascaceae. The record is from RefSeq and is a predicted model, not a curated record. Bases 1 to 2433 code for a protein of 810 amino acids. The transcript has a single exon. Gene Ontology annotation, biological process: transmembrane transport; chloride transport. Gene Ontology annotation, cellular component: early endosome; Golgi apparatus; membrane. Gene Ontology annotation, molecular function: voltage-gated chloride channel activity.